Puntigrus tetrazona (Sumatra barb) is the source of this 2064-nucleotide messenger RNA. RefSeq names its product growth hormone secretagogue receptor a (gene ghsra). Gene Ontology annotation, cellular component: plasma membrane. Lineage: Eukaryota; Metazoa; Chordata; Actinopteri; Cypriniformes; Cyprinidae. Gene Ontology annotation, biological process: hormone-mediated signaling pathway; G protein-coupled receptor signaling pathway. Bases 302 to 1384 code for a protein of 360 amino acids. Gene Ontology annotation, molecular function: growth hormone secretagogue receptor activity. The transcript is spliced from 2 exons. The record is from RefSeq and is a predicted model, not a curated record.
GACGCGUAGCGGGUAUGUAAAAGAACACGCUUUGAACACAUGCUGUUUACAAGACUUUUAGGAGACUUCAGCGCGUAAUUAGGGAGGUCGGAGUCAGACCCUCCAAAACUACAAAGUCGGACCCUCCAAAACUACAGAGUCGGACCCUUCGAAAAUUCGCAUCCUGCGGUACAGGGGUUGUGUAAGUUCAAUUGUAAAUGUCGGGCAGCCCUGAGUGCGGCACGAUGGGGAGUCGGCGGGGAGACUGUCCUCCCCGAGCUCUCUCUCACAGGAGAAUCUAGACGCUCCAUGAUCUCUCAGCAUGCCUACCUGGACGAACCGGUCCAACUGUUCCUUCAACUGCAGUUGGGACGAGAACGCGACAUAUUGGGGAUUUGAGCACCCGGUUAACAUUUUCCCGGUUCCGGUGCUAACCGGGGUCACCGUCACCUGCGCGCUCUUCUUCUUUGUAGGUGUGACGGGGAAUCUCAUGACCAUUUUGGUGGUGACCAAAUACAAGGACAUGCGGACCACCACCAACCUGUACCUGUCCAGCAUGGCCUUUUCGGAUUUACUCAUUUUUCUCUGCAUGCCUCUGGACUUGUACAGAAUCUGGAGGUACCGACCUUGGAAUUUCGGCAACGUGCUUUGUAAACUCUUUCAGUUUGUGAGCGAGUGUUGCACGUACUCGACCAUUCUGAACAUCACCGCUCUCAGCGUGGAGAGAUACUUUGCCAUUUGUUUUCCUCUUAGGGCGAAGGUAGUCGUGACCAAGGGUCGCGUGCGCGGGGUCAUUUUGGUCCUCUGGAUAGUAUCCUUCUUUAGCGCGGGACCUGUGUUUGUGCUCGUCGGGGUUGAGCAUGAAAACGGGACGAACUCGUGGGAUACAAACGAAUGCAAAGCGACGGAAUAUGCCAUUAGGUCUGGGCUCUUAACCAUUAUGGUUUGGGUCUCCAGCGUCUUUUUCUUCUUGCCUGUGUUCUGCUUAACUGUGUUGUAUAGUCUCAUCGGGCGAAAGCUCUGGAAGAGAAAGAGGGAGACGAUUGGGGAAAACGCUUCGAGUCGUGAUAAAAACAAUAGACAGACAGUGAAAAUGCUGGCUGUGGUGGUGUUUGCCUUCGUGCUCUGCUGGCUUCCCUUUCACGUUGGACGUUACCUGAUCUCUAAAUCCACAGAGAUGGGCUCUCCUGUCAUGUCGGUCAUCAGCCAUUACUGUAAUCUCAUCUCCUUUGUACUCUUUUACCUGAGUGCCGCAAUCAACCCUAUCCUGUACAACAUCAUGUCCAAGAAGUACAGGUUGGCAGCUUGCAAGCUUUUCGGACUCCAUCAUACCCCCCGAAGAAGCACAUCGGUGGUCAAAGGAGAGAGUUCCCCGUGCUGGACGGAAUCCACUGCCAGCCUGUGACUCUUUACCAUUAACAGCCAUUUCAGACCUCAUCUACUGCCGCCGCCAUUUUGUAUGAUAAUAGUUCCUCAAAAACCCACAUGAUCUCUCAUACAUUUUCAAUCGGAUCAGGGAGCAGUUCAGAAAGAAUCGAUUCAUAAACAGCCAUUCCAAGCUCAACGUUUAAUUAGAUGCCUUGACGUUUUAUAAAAAAAUAUGCUUGUAAAUAGAGACAAAAAAGGAGAAGAAAAAGAACUUCAGUUGCCUUAAAUCUGAAUCUGGAAGACAAAAUUAGCACUGUAGAUACAGCAAACCUAUGCACCCGACGACAGGGACUGCAGAGGUGAUGCCGUUCAUUUGUAUUGUGCCCGAAUGCACGUUACGCUGCUUUAGAAAGUGCCGUCACAUUCUUUAUGUGUGUAUUCAUAAGGCUCGGCUCCAGACCCGAAGCAAUACGCACGAUUCAGAAGCUUCUGAGAAACCAGUUAAAAACAAAGAAACGUUCGCGUUGGUGCGCUCAAGCACUCAAACAUCAUAAAAGCUUGCAUUUUUUUUCCUCAGUGUUUCAUGUGCUAAACUAUCGGUACGAAUUACCCAGCUAUAAAGAAGAGUUUUAUUUAAAACCACUGCAGUACAUGUUGUGACGGUAUAUUUGUAUGUUACAUCCAGUAGUAUCUGUCGUGGAAACUGCAUGUGUCUUG